Messenger RNA from Setaria italica (foxtail millet), 1745 nucleotides. Its product is annotated as serine carboxypeptidase-like 45. The transcript is spliced from 9 exons. Gene Ontology annotation, molecular function: serine-type carboxypeptidase activity. Lineage: Eukaryota; Viridiplantae; Streptophyta; Magnoliopsida; Poales; Poaceae. The coding region runs from base 107 to 1510 and encodes 467 amino acids. The record is from RefSeq and is a predicted model, not a curated record. Gene Ontology annotation, cellular component: vacuole. Gene Ontology annotation, biological process: proteolysis.
UUCUCACCUCGCCACCCUGCAGCAUUCACUCACCCACUGCUCACUCCCUGCACUCCUCUCUCCCCUGCUCCAGUGCUCCUGCUCUGCAUCUCCUGCAACCAACAACAUGCAGGGACGCAGGGGCGCCGUCGCUGCGGCAUUGGUGUGCGCGGCGGCGCUGAUGCUCGGCGGUGGCCGCUGCGCGCAGGCGGCGGCGGCGGAGGACAAGAUCGGCGGCCUGCCGGGCCAGCCGCCGGUGGGCUUCGCGCAGUACGCCGGCUACGUCCCGGUGGACGACGCCGGGAAGCGGUCGCUCUUCUACUACUUCGCCGAGGCGGAGGCGGAUCCGGCGGCCAAGCCGCUCGUGCUCUGGCUCAACGGAGGACCUGGGUGUUCAUCCGUAGGAGUGGGGGCGUUCUCAGAGAAUGGGCCAUUCAGGCCUAGUGGCAAUGUGCUAGUCAGGAAUGAGUAUAGCUGGAACAAAGAGGCCAACAUGCUGUAUUUGGAGAGCCCUGCAGGAGUUGGCUUCUCAUACUCCACUGAUCCUUCCUUCUAUCAGGGUGUUGGUGACAGCAUGACAGCCAGAGACAAUUUGAAGUUCUUGCAAGGCUGGUUUGCCAAGUUCCCACAGUACAAGGGCAGGGACCUGUACAUUACAGGAGAGAGCUAUGCUGGCCACUAUGUCCCACAGUUAGCACAGCGCAUGGUUGAAUUCAACAAGAAGGAGAAGCUAUUCAAUCUGAAAGGCAUUGCUCUGGGUAACCCGGUCCUCGAAUUCUCCACCGAUUUCAACUCGAGGGCCGAGUUCUUCUGGUCGCACGGCCUGAUCUCGGAUUCGACCUACAACAUCUUCACGACGGUGUGCAACUACUCGCGGUAUGUGAGCGAGUACUACCACGGCUCCCUGAGCGCGUCCUGCGACCGGGUGAUGAGCCAGGUGACCAGGGAGACCAGCCGGUUCGUCGAUAAGUACGACGUCACCCUGGACGUCUGCAUCUCCUCUGUCCUGAUGCAGUCCCAAAUCCUUUCCCCCCAGCAAGGGAGCAGGGAGCUGGACGUGUGCGUGGAGGACGAGACGAUGAGCUACCUGAACCGGAAGGACGUGCAGCAGGCCAUGCACGCCCGCCUCAGCGGCGGCGUGCAGAGGUGGACGGUCUGCAGCAGUGUUCUUGAGUACAAGCAGCUGGACCUCCAGAUCCCCACCAUCAACACCGUCGGAGCGCUCGUGAAGUCCGGCAUCCCCGUGCUGGUUUACAGCGGCGACCAGGACUCGGUGAUCCCGCUGACAGGGAGCAGGACGCUGGUGAGCCGGCUGGCGAGCAGGCUCCGGCUCAACGCGACGGCGCCGUACCGGGCCUGGUUCCAGGGGAAGCAGGUCGGCGGGUGGACGCGGGUGUUCGGCGGCGGCGCGCUCUCCUUCGCCACGGUGCGGGGCGCGUCGCACGAGGCGCCAUUCUCGCAGCCGGAGAGGUCGCUCGGGCUCUUCAGGGCCUUCCUCGCCGGCCGGCCGCUGCCGGAGUCGUUCGAGUGAUGGGAGAUAAGUUCUUGGUGGUCGUUGAGAGGAAAGCCUCUCCCCCGUGUAUGUUUGUAAGCGUGCAGCUAACUCAGGCUGCGUAUGCCGUGAUCCGGUUGACACUGGCAAACGCAAUCGGGUUCGUCUCCCCAAGUGUAACAAGAUGUCCUUGAAACUGAGAUUGUAUUGUAAGAUGUAGAGAUGCAAUGGAAAUAUGUUCCAUUACACGGGCACUCUUUAGUGCACGUCAACA